This is a messenger RNA of Microcebus murinus (gray mouse lemur), 955 nucleotides long. RefSeq names its product glutaredoxin and cysteine rich domain containing 2 (gene GRXCR2). Gene Ontology annotation, biological process: sensory perception of sound. Gene Ontology annotation, cellular component: stereocilium base; stereocilium shaft; microvillus. Lineage: Eukaryota; Metazoa; Chordata; Mammalia; Primates; Cheirogaleidae. The record is from RefSeq and is a predicted model, not a curated record.
AUGGAGGACCCCGAGAAGAAGCUGAAUCAGAAGAGCGAUGGCAAACCCCGGAAAGUCCGAUUUAAAAUCUCUUCCUCCUACAGUGGCCGAGUACUGAAGCAGGUCUUUGAAGAUGGGCAGGAAUUAGAGUCACCCAAGGAAGAAUACCCUCACAGUUUUCUCCAGGAGUCCCUUGAACCAAUGGAUGGGGUGUAUGGGUCUGGGGAAGCUCCCAAACCCCCACUCUGCUCCCCUAAGCUGACUGCUCAGAGGAUCAGCGUGUUUAGAGAGGGCAAUGCCUAUACUUUGGCAGGCAGCCAGCCUCUGUUCAACGAUUACAAGGCGAAUGACCAUAAGCCCCCACCCAUCAUAGAUUUUGGAAAGAUAAUCAUCUACACAAACAACCUGAAAAUCAUUCGAACCCCAAUGGACAAGAGAGACUUCAUGAGGAAAAUUCUCCAGAAUGAAGAAGAGGUUGAAGAGGAGUCUCUGAUGGGCAAAGAGGAAAGCUACGGGGACGGGGACCAGAACGACGGGCCAUUGCUGGAGGCGGAUAGCGUGUUCCCCCAUAACCAGUACACGCAGGAAGGGGAGCUUCCUGAGGACAACUGUUUUCACUGCCAAGGGUCGGGCAGUGCCACCUGCUCUCUGUGCCACGGCAGCAAGUUCUCGAUGCUGGCCAACAGAUUUAAGGAGUCCUAUCGGGCCCUGAGGUGCCCUGCCUGCAACGAGAAUGGCCUGCAGCCCUGCCAGAUUUGCAAUCAAUAGCCCACGGCUCUUGCAUGUCUGCUUUUAUGGCACCCUCCCUAAAGUGAUUUCUAAUAAACCGCCCCCUCCCCCUCCUCCUGCCUCUCCCUGCAAGGAGGCCAGAGCGACUGCAAAUCACUUCCACUGCUGGCAGAACUCAAUUAUCUGAUGACAUUUCGGGAGGCUGGUAGCAUCUCCAUGUGAGUCUAAGCGGUAGGGGCAUCUCUGA